Iphiclides podalirius (scarce swallowtail) is the source of this 342-nucleotide messenger RNA. NCBI's taxonomy places the organism in Eukaryota, Metazoa, Arthropoda, Insecta, Lepidoptera, Papilionidae. The record is from the annotation of a GenBank genome assembly.
AUGCGCUUACGCCGCCGCAAGACAUUCCUGCCGGCCAGUGUCUGUUACCGCAAUCUUUGGAAGAAAAAAGUACAAACUGUCAUGCGAUUACACACCUACGACGGCGCUAAACAUGCGAGAAACGAGACUCGCGACGACGAAACUGUCGCUAUCCCGCUCACUCAUAAUACGCGCGAGAUGCGCUCUCUCCUUCUCCCCGUGCGCCCGGCCACCAUUAUCCACCAAUCGGCGGCCAUCUUCUGCUCCCCCGAGAGCAAGCGACAGUGCGUACUCUCAUCACAAUCACAAGGAGACGACAUCUCGCCGCGCGAGGUUGUCGUUUCUGCGCAAGAUGCGCCAUAU